Messenger RNA from Cornus florida, 2481 nucleotides. RefSeq names its product receptor-like protein 13. The record is from RefSeq and is a predicted model, not a curated record. Bases 218 to 2374 code for a protein of 718 amino acids. NCBI's taxonomy places the organism in Eukaryota, Viridiplantae, Streptophyta, Magnoliopsida, Cornales, Cornaceae. The transcript is spliced from 2 exons. Gene Ontology annotation, molecular function: protein binding.
UUCUUUUAAUAUAUAUAUAGUUAUAUGAUGGUAGAUAUGCUUAAAUCAUAUCAUUUUUAAUGAUGUCUUCUUCUCUACGUACCCAGAUUACCAAACUUGGUCAAAGUUAAGCAAGUUAGAGCACCUGGAUCUAAGCUACAACGAUUUCAACGAUGACAUUCUAAAGUCCGUGGCUAAUCUCCCAGUUCUUAAAUUUCUAUCACUGCACGAAAAUUUAAUGGAAGGCCCCCUUUCCAACAAUGGUUUGUGUGAACUAAGGAACCUUCAAGAGUUGGAUCUUAGUGUAAACACCUGCGAAGGAAUCCUUCCUCCAUGUUUGAGCAAUUUAACAUCCCUUAGAGUGUUAGAUCUCUCUGCGAAUCAAUUCACAGGAGACGUUUCUAUUAUCAUAUCAAACCUCACAUCUCUGACACACAUCAAUCUUCAGAAUAAUCAUUUUCAGGGUUUAUUCUCAUUCAGCUCGUUAGCCAAUCAUUCCAAGCUUGAGGUUCUUGAAUUAGGCGACAACAAAUUGGAGGUGGAAACUGAUGAUUACUCAAAUUCUAGGGCUCCCAAGUUUCAGUUGAAAGUCCUAGGGUUAUCAAACUGUAACCUCACCGGUGAAAUACCCAAGUUUCUCUUUCACCAAUACAAAUUAAGAGAAAUAGAUCUCUCCCACAACAACUUGACAGGAGUUUUCCCUUACUGCUUGCUUAAUAACAAUCCAAGACUUGAAGUUCUGAAUCUGAGGAACAACUCUUUCACGGGUCAAUUUGAUCUGUCACCACGCCUUAACACGAGUAUUAUUUUGAUGGAUGUUUCUGCCAAUUACUUUCAUGGCCAACUUCAAGAAAACAUUUCAAUGAGUCUUCCAUACAUUUCGUAUCUAAAUUUAUCCACAAAUUCUUUCAAAGGUAUUCUUCCGUCAUCACUUUGCAACAUGAGUGCCUUAAAGAUACUGGAUUUGUCUGUUAACAUGUUCUCUGGAGAAGUACCAAAGGAAUUGGUUUCAGGUUGCAUCAAUUUGAAUAUUUUGAAAUUAUCCAGAAAUAAAUUUCAUGGUCAAAUACUCUCAACACACUUCAACUUGACCAACUUACAGGCUCUGUAUUUAGAUGACAACCAGUUCUCGGGAAUUUUGUCCAACACAAUUUCCGAAAGCUCUGAGCUGUUUGCGUUGGACAUUAGCAACAAUUACUUCUCCGGUGUGAUUACCAGCUGGAUAAGUAAUAUGACAGAUUUGCAUGCCGUCAUCAUGCGAAAUAAUUAUUUCAAAGGCCGGUUACCAUGUGAACUACCUAUAGGCGAGCUCUUGGAUGUCUCUCAUAACUCUCUUUCUGGAUCAUUACCUUCUUGCUCAAACCAACUGACAUAUAUUUAUUUGCAGGCAAAUAAAUUCACGGGACCAAUACCAAAUGCUUUUGUCAAUUCAUCAUCUCUGUUGAUAUUGGAUGUUAGAGAUAACAGCUUAUCCGGCAAAAUUCCGAAUGGGAUUAGCGCACUCUCCGACUUAAGAGUACUUCUGCUAAGGGGAAACCAUUUGAAUGGUUUAAUUCCAAAUCAGUUGUGUAAGUUGAAUAAGAUAUCCCUUAUGGAUCUUUCUAACAACUCUUUUUCUGGGUCAAUUCCUCGUUGCAUCAGUAAUAUCUUUUUUGGAAAGAUAGGGCCAAAUGACCUCGUGCUUUUAGAUAUCAGAUAUUAUGUGAAUACAUUUGAAGUAGAUAAGAAAGCUGAAGCUGAGUUCGUUACAAAAAGAAGGGCUAGUUCUUACAAAGGUGAUAUCAUAAACUUUAUGUCAGGAUUGGAUUUGUCAUGCAACAACCUAACAGGUGAAAUCCCACACGAGCUAGGAGAGCUAGUUGAGAUUCUUGCAUUGAACUUGUCUCACAAUCAGUUAAAAGGAUCCAUCCCCAGAGCAUUCUCUAGACUGACUCAAAUAGAGAGCUUGGACCUUUCUUACAAUAAGUUGAGUGGAGUGAUCCCUAUAGAGCUGAUUGACCUGAAUUUUCUGGAAGUCUUUUCUGUAGCUCACAAUAACUUAUCGGGUAAAACUCCUGACAUGAAGGCCCAAUUUUCGACAUUUGAUGGAAGCAGCUACGAGGGAAAUCCUUAUCUCUGUGGACCACAAUUAGAGAAAAAUUGUACCACCAUUGUUCAGUCUCCAAACACACCAACAACAAUUUCAGAAGAAAGUGAGGCAAAAUGGUAUGAAAUCGAUCCAGAGGCUUUUUAUGUUACUUUUUACGUGUCAUACGUCAUGUUCUUAUUGGCUCUGGCUUCUGUUCUGGGUAUCAAUCCCUAUUGGCGAAGAAGAUGGUUCAAUUUUAUUGAGGAGUGUAUGUAUUCAAGCUAUUACUUUGCUUCUGAUGCUAUCUACAAGCUAUUGGCUCGUUAGUAUAAUUAGCUAGUGUUUGCUUAUGUAUACAUAAUAACAUCAUUCGAGUGUAGUAAUGCUAAUAACUAGCUUUAUACAUGCUCAAGGUUGAUAAAUCGCUUGGUUCA